Messenger RNA from Triticum turgidum subsp. durum (durum wheat), 1395 nucleotides. The record is from the annotation of a GenBank genome assembly. NCBI's taxonomy places the organism in Eukaryota, Viridiplantae, Streptophyta, Magnoliopsida, Poales, Poaceae.
AUGAUGGGUGGCAGCAAGAGAAAGAGUGCCAUCCCAUCCUGUGGCGAGGCUGGGAAGAUUACGGCAGAGGCGUUCCCAAGCAGCAAGAGGAAGAAGGCCCUUCUACUAGCUCUUUGUGCACGCUUGCUUCCUGAUGACAUGAUGUUGGAGGUGCUAUUUCGUCUCCCUGUCAAAUCCGUUCUCCGCUUCCGGGCCGUUUGUCGCUCUUGGGCUGCACUCCUCUCCUCCAAGGAUUUCUGCAGCCUCCACAUGGCAACCUGUAAGGUGCUGCCACCAGCACCAAAGCUACUGGUGGUCUCACCCACAGAAAAAUUGGACUCCACCACAGUAUGCUCAUACUCACCGUCAGGCCCGAGAGAUGAUUUACUCUUCACCAUUGACUCUGCACGUCCCAACUCUGUGGAAGUACUGACGCCCUCACCAUGCUGUGGCCUCACCCUUCUAUAUGACGCCGCCGCGCUAGCUUACUAUGUUUGCAAUGCAGCCACACGGGCAGUCGCACGUCUGCCACCUUACUGUGAUCGUGCACGUGAUUUUACCGCUGGGUUGGGAUUUGAUGCCCCGACAAGGGAGUACAAGGUAGUGAGGUUGAUCAAUGGGCUUGCCCACGAGGACAUCCUCAGGUGUGAAGUGUACACACCAGGGGCUGAUUGCUGGAGGCCUGCAGCUGGAGGAGUACCCUUCAGGUGGUCCAAGUCUGCACAUUCUGCAGUUGGUCAUGCUAUGAUGAGCAAAAUACAACCUGUGUUUGCCAACGGAUUCCUGCACUGGUUGAUCAGUCCUUCUCUUCUCAUCAGAAGGCCAAGAGCUGCCAUCAUAUUGUUUUCUGUCGCAGAGGAGACCUUCGGAUCCAUCCGUUCACCACCGUUCUGGGGAUCAAGAGAGCACGUACGCCCCUGGUCCCAGUCAGAAGGAGAGCAUCUGGUCGUGAUGGAUGACCAGGUGUGUAUUGUCCGGAACCUUCGCAACGGAACCCCUCAUGGUAGUGCCCUGGAGAUUUGGGGGCUGCUGGAUUACGGCUCUGGUGAUUGGACGCUAAAUCAUCGAAUCGAUUUGUCCGGGCACAUCAGAAGAGAAUUAGGCGAGCCACAGGCUGUGAGAGUUAUUGGUUCUCUUGGCAAUUGCAGGUCGGGGAAGAAGAUUGUCAUUGCUACUAGCAAGCACUGGGUUUAUGAAAAGUUUCAUAAAAAGGUUUACACCUAUGAUCCUAGCUGUCAGGUUCUAGAGGGCAUUCUUUCGGUCACUGAGACACACACCUCUGUUCCAUGCUUCAUUCCUGGUUCAAGAUUCAGUUUAUUUGAAGAGAGCCUUGCUCCAGUGCAUAAAAGGGAUGAAGAGGUUGCCCAGUCAUCUACCCUGGCUAAGGCAACUAAACAAACUACUAGUCCAAGCUAA